Molecule: messenger RNA, 393 nt
Organism: Mucor mucedo
Lineage: Eukaryota; Fungi; Mucoromycota; Mucoromycetes; Mucorales; Mucoraceae
Exons: 2
Coding region: 1-393 (130 amino acids)
Source: RefSeq, a predicted model, not a curated record
AUGGCUUCUUCUCCUUCUCCGGUGUCUUCGGUUUCUCCUGCGGCUUCUGCGGUCACUGUUGUUGCUACCCCUUCUUCUUUGUUUUCUGCUGCUGCUGUUGCUUCACCUUCAGUCAUCGUUGCUUCUCCCCCUUCUCCUGUGCUUUCUGGUGCUGCUGCAGUCAGCGAGGUCAGUGUUGCUUCCUCUCCUUCUCCCCGGCCUUUUUCUUCCUCUUUGCGUGUCGACGAGCCGGCAACCUCCGAGCCCCUGGUUCGCCGAACUCGCUUUUCGUACGUCGGAUCUCCUUGGCGAAACUUGGACAACGAAAAAUUCAGGGAUCCUUUAAGCAGAACAGUGCCCCAGGAACAAAGAAAAUGUUUUUUCACUCGUCCUUCUGGUCCAUCCAGAUUGUAA